UGAAUCAGUUGUAAUAUGAUUUAAGUUAUAAUUAUUAGAUAAAACAAAAUGUAAACACUCCAUCGUUCUGCAAUAGCGGGGAAGAGAAAAUUCGACAUUAAAAUUAGAUUUCAUUUGAUUGUCUGAGGUGAACCGAACAAGUCUGUCCAAACCGAACUGGUCGCUUCAUCCUAGAAAAAGAUUCCAAACAAUGAUCUUCCUCGUCAUAAAAGAAAAAGGAGCAGCUUUAAUUUUGACAGCAGUUUUAUUGGGUAUUUUACAUCAAGGCUUAGGAGACCAAUGUACUAUACAUGUUGAAUACAAACACUGUACGAAAGAUGUGAAAAUGAAAAGUUUAGUUUUUACACAAGAAUUAGUUGAUGUUGAAUAUGAAAGGAUAACAUGUAGAUGUGGUUUUAAAAUUCAAGAAAUGGGUUAUGAGUAUUUUGCAAUGCAAAGAGAAACUGAUAAGAAGGUUGCAUGUUUCGUUUUAAAGAACAUAUCGACUUCAAAACGAAACAUAUUUUCUGUUUUGGACGAGUUAAAAAAUCUGAGGUCCCAGAGUACGUGUUCUCAGUCAUGUGACCCGAAUGGUUGUAUUCAACUUGGAACUGAGCCGUAUUUUGCAGUAUAUAAAGCCAUUUCGGACAUAGUCACUCUUCCUUCAAAGACAGACACGACGAUCGAGACAAUAUUGUUAUCAAGCAGCACACAAAAGCCAUUUAUAAGACCAACUCUUGGAAGGAAGAAAAAUAUAUUUACAUAAGUAAAGUAAAAUUAGCUUAAUUAGAAAGAUGGCAUCAUAGCUUAUUGCAAUGGAAUAAUUAGUUUUCUUCGACAUAUUUACCGUCAUUAAAAAAUAUUUGUUUGCAGAUGA
This is a messenger RNA of Xenia sp. Carnegie-2017, 856 nucleotides long. RefSeq lists its product as uncharacterized. The record is from RefSeq and is a predicted model, not a curated record. The coding region runs from base 191 to 745 and encodes 184 amino acids. NCBI's taxonomy places the organism in Eukaryota, Metazoa, Cnidaria, Anthozoa, Malacalcyonacea, Xeniidae. The transcript is spliced from 6 exons.